Messenger RNA from Copidosoma floridanum, 986 nucleotides. RefSeq names its product deoxyribose-phosphate aldolase (gene Dera). Gene Ontology annotation, molecular function: deoxyribose-phosphate aldolase activity. Gene Ontology annotation, cellular component: cytoplasm. Gene Ontology annotation, biological process: deoxyribonucleotide catabolic process; carbohydrate catabolic process. The record is from RefSeq and is a predicted model, not a curated record. NCBI's taxonomy places the organism in Eukaryota, Metazoa, Arthropoda, Insecta, Hymenoptera, Encyrtidae.
AUCGGUGUGAAAAGUAUAUACUUAGAUCGUAAAAAUAAUUUUGUACAAAAAUGACGGCUGACAAAAAUAUAAUUGCUCAGAUAGAAAAAGCAACAAGUGUAGUUAUUGAUGGUUCCGAAGUUGAUACUGAGGUCAAGAAAAUAGUUAAUGCUGUUCAUGCGUUGAGCAAUGACGAUAAAGUGAAAAUAUUACUGCAAGCUGUAAAUCGUAUUGAUUUGACAAGUUUGAAGGGAGGCGAAACGUUUGAAGAUAUCAACAAGUUGUGCCAAGAUGCUGAGUGCAAGAAUUUAAAUGAUUUUCUCAAACAAGAUAAAACAGUUUACACCGCAGCUGUUUGUGUUUAUCCUGCCAGUGCACAAGAUGCAAUUAAAUCCUUAAAAGAUUUGAACCUCAGAGAUAAAGUAGAAGUUGCCAGUGUAGCUGCAGAUUUUCCAGCUGCCAAGCUCCCACUUCAGACUCGCAUCGAUGAAAUCAAACUUGUGGUCGGAUAUGGAGUGGAUGAAGUUGAUGUUGUCAUUAAUAGACAGCUGGCUCUUGAAAACAAUUGGCUGGAGCUCUAUAACGAACUAAAAUCAAUGCGCGAAGCUUGUGGUAAGGCAAAGCUGAAGACUAUCCUUGCAACUGGAGAUUUGCCGGAUGUAAAGCACGUUUAUGUGGCCUCGAUGGUAGCCAUGCUAGCUGGUUCUGAUUUCAUCAAGACAUCCACGGGAAAAGAAACUGUGAAUGCAACCCUCACAAAUGGUGUUGUCAUGUGUAAGGCAAUAAAAGAUUACUAUGCCAUUAGUGGAAGAAAGAUCGGUUUGAAGCCAGCUGGUGGCAUUGUAACUGCAGAAGAUGCCUUGCAGUGGAUGACACUUGUUGACAAACACUUGGGAAAGGAGUGGUGCACAAAAGAUCUGUUUCGAAUCGGUGCAUCUCGUGCUCUUACUAACAUUAUCACGGAAGUGCAGUCACUUUCAGCUCACUAAAACAACACUAAUAACCGA